AUGCCUAGGUGUCGAAAGCGCAAACUCUGCGCCGAAAAGAAGUGCUGCAAGGCCCGAGCUGCAACCCAAGGUCUCCGGGUUGCUCGGGCCACUGCAACAAAGAAAAAAGAAUCCGCCGCCUCUUGCUUUUCUGCGUUGGGGCUUGCGACCAAGAGAAAGCCUGCUGCUAGGCCAGGCAGAGCUCGCAAGAGCCUGAGGAGGGCCCUGCCUGCCCCUCCAUCUGAAGGUGCUCCUCCCAUGAGAUCACACAAAGGAGCCAACAGCAAAAUUGAGAAGAGGCAACGUCCUUCCCAGGCCCCACCCUCCACUCAGCAGUCUCCCAGAGACCCUCUAACCAAGAAGACGAGUAUGCUGGUGCAUUUCCUGAUGCAAAUGUACAAGUUGAAAAAGCCCAUUCUGAAAGCAGAUAUGCUGAAGAUUGUCAAGAAAAAGUAUGAGAAUCACUUCCCUGAGAUCCUCCGCAGAGCUUCUUUCAGCAUAGAGGUGGUGUUUGGCAUGGAUUUAAAGGAAGUUGCUUCCAGGAAGCGCUCCUACAUCCUUGUCAGCAAAAUGGACCUCCCUCACAAAGGCGCAGUGAGUCGUGGCAGGCACUUUCCCAAGACGGGUCUCCUGAUGAAUCUGCUGGGCGUGAUCUUCCUGAAGGGCAACUGUGCCACUGAGGAGGAGAUCUGGGCCUUCCUGUAUAAGAUGCGGGUGUACCCUGGGAAGAAACACUUCAUAUUUGGGGAAACCAGGAAGCUCAUCACUCAAGAUCUCGUGAGGCUCAAAUACCUGGAGUACCGGCAGGUGCCCAACAGUGAUCCUGCAUGCUAUGAGUUCCUGUGGGGCCCAAGAGCUUACGCGGAAACCAGCAAGAUGAGAGUCCUGGAGUUCUGGGCCAAGAUCAAUCAUACCGUCCCCAGCGCCUUCCAGACCCGGUACAAAGAGGCUUUGAGAGAUGAGGAAGAGAGAGCCCAAGCCACAGCUGCACUCAGUCAUGGCAGAAAUGGUGGCAGUGCAUGUUCCAGGGCCAUGUCCCGCAGCUCCUCCCCACACCCAGACAAGUGGAAGCAGACUUUCACUUGUUGA
Molecule: messenger RNA, 1068 nt
Organism: Carlito syrichta (Philippine tarsier)
Lineage: Eukaryota; Metazoa; Chordata; Mammalia; Primates; Tarsiidae
Product: melanoma-associated antigen B3-like
Biological process (GO): negative regulation of transcription by RNA polymerase II
Cellular component (GO): nucleus
Source: RefSeq, a predicted model, not a curated record